AGCAUCUCCAGUCGCGUCCCCCAAAGCGUCCCCCAAAGGGAUUUGGGGCGCGCCGGACAAAAAAAGCGUUCCAGCCGCGUCCCCCAAAGCCCUUUUUUGUCCGGCGCGCCCCUAUACGGUGUCCGGUGCCCCGAGCCCGUCCCCGUCCCACAGGAGACGCUCCGGGGACGCCGGACACAACGAAAAGCGAGGCGGGCUCCCACAUGUCGGCGACUAUUUGCAUAAACCGUUGGUUCGCGCCUCUUUUCUCGUCGCUCCUUCCUUCCCGCGCCUCCCACCCCACCGCCGCCGCUGGAUUUCCCGGCCGUUUGGGCGUCUGAUAUGUGCUGCGAGUCAGCACCGUUGUCGCGGCUGGGGCUCCCGCCGGUCGUGCCGCCGCCGCCGCGUCGCCAGCGCCUCCCAGAACGCGCCGUCAAAUCCGCCCCACCUCCGCGCACAGAAGGUGCUCGACGACUGGCCAGCCAUGGACAGCGACGAUGAGAUGGUUGCCCUGCUGCUGGAGGACGAGCAAGCGUUCGACGACGACCUGCGGGAGCAUUUGCUGAUCAUCGCGUCCCUCCAGGACAUGCUUGACGCUGAGGAGGAGAAGAGGAAGAGGCCGCGCCGCGGAGGAUCAAGGCCGGGAAGAAGGAAGUCGAAGCCCCGGCAGAGGAUGGAGGGGCAUGCCAUGCUGCACAACGACUACUUCGCCGACGAUGCAACACAUGCCGACAAUUUUCGGCGCCGGUACAGGAUGAGCAAGGGUCUGUUCAUGAAUAUCCUCCACGGCGUUCGAGAGUUCGACCCCUACUUCAAGCUCAAGGUCGACGCUGUAGGCGUUCUCGGGUUCUCAUCCAUUCAGAAGUGCACCGCCGCCAUGAGGAUGCUUGCAUACGGAGCACCUGCCGAUACACAGGACGACUACCUUCGCAUGAGUGAGUCUACUGCCAUUGAGUGCAUGUACAAGUUUUGCCGAGCUGUGGUGGGAAAGUUUGGCAAAUACUACUUGAGAGGGCCAACUGAGGAAGAGACUGCAAGGAUCAUGGCACAAAAUGCUGCCAGAGGAUUUCCUGAAAUGCUUGGAAGCAUCGAUUGCAUGCACUGGGCAUGGAAGAACUGCCCGUUUGCUUGGCAAGGUAUAUACAAAGGGCGUCAUGGAUAUUGCAGUGUGGUGCUUGAAGCUGUGGCAGAUUAUGACCUGUGGAUUUGGCAUUCUUUCUUUGGCAUGGCGGGAUCACACAAUGACAUCAACGUGUUGCAGCGGUCUCCGGUGUUCAGCUGACUAGUGGAAGGGCAUGCUCCGCCAUGCAACUAUGAGAUCAAUGGCCACCAAUAUACCAAAGGCUAUUAUCUAGCCGAUGGUAUAUAUCCAAAAUGGGCCACUUUUGUCAAAACAAUCUCGAAUCCAUCAGGUCUGAAGAAUUCUCACUUUGCUACACGACAGGAGGCUUGCAGGAAGGAUGUCGAGCGGGCAUUUGGUGUGCUUCAAGCACAAUUUGCCAUUGUCCGGUACCCUGCUCUAAGUUGGUCUCACGACCAAAUGUGGGAGGUGAUGCAGGCUUGUGUGAUCAUGCACAACAUGAUCAUCGAGGAUGACCGCAAGAAUCAUGUUAGGUCACAUGUUGGUCCCUAUGAGUGUCAAGGCCCUCUCGCGGAGGUUGAUCAUGAGUUGCCUGCAGAUUUUGCUGAUUUUCUCGCCAUGCACGCAGAGAUCCGUGACAGCAAUGUGCAUGAGCAACUUCAAGCUGAUCUCGUUGAGCAUUUGUGGAGGAUCAAAGGAAAUACCGUGGCACCUUGAUGUAUCAUCUAGCCCUUUUUAUUAUAUUUGAUUACUUGUUUUAUUGUUUGUUGUAAUUUAAUUUGAAAACAAUCCUCGAAAACAUUUUUUUUCA
This is a messenger RNA of Lolium perenne, 1871 nucleotides long. NCBI's taxonomy places the organism in Eukaryota, Viridiplantae, Streptophyta, Magnoliopsida, Poales, Poaceae. The record is from RefSeq and is a predicted model, not a curated record.